Molecule: messenger RNA, 1330 nt
Organism: Nicrophorus vespilloides
Lineage: Eukaryota; Metazoa; Arthropoda; Insecta; Coleoptera; Silphidae
Product: poly(ADP-ribose) glycohydrolase ARH3-like
Exons: 5
Coding region: 189-1262 (357 amino acids)
Cellular component (GO): nucleus; mitochondrion
Source: RefSeq, a predicted model, not a curated record
UUCCAAUAAUUAUCUAAAUUUGCUUAAUAACGUAAACUGUUUACAAAUCUCUUUGUUUAUCCAUGUUAAAUAAUAAAUUUAAUAUUUCAUUUGUUGGGGCAAUUUAAGGUUAUCAAAAUGUUAUCUUAAAUAUUAUGUAGUCGUUAAUUCGGUAAUAGAGUGUAAGUCAUCUGUACUGUGCGUGUGUGAUGGCAAAGGCUAUGGACAGUGUGCUUGCGAAGGGCAAGUUCAGGGGGUCAAUGCUUGGCUCCCUGAUCGGAGACUGCAUGGGUGCCCCAUACGAAGGGGAAGAGUUCUCACAUGGGUUGAAGACGAUGGUCAGAAAGUACUUUGAUAAAUUGGAUGGACCUUACUUUUCUGCUCCGUUCAAGCCUUAUACCGAUGAUACGGCUAUGACUAAAUCCGUUGCGAAAUGCCUGAUCGAGAAGCCGACACCCCUGGACGUUAAGUAUCUGGCUAAACUUUUCGUGCAGGAGUAUUUCCUGGAACCUCGCCGAGGUUACGGAGCCGGCGUCGUCGAGGUGUUCAAGAAGUUGCGUAAGAACAAGUUCGAGGACCUGCAGAGACCCGCCGCGGAACAGUUCAAUGGAAGCGGUAGCUACGGAAACGGUGGUGCGAUGAGGGUUGCCCCGAUCGGUCUCUUCUUCAACGGAAACUACGAAGCGAUGAUCGAGGCGGCCGAACGAUGCACCAGAAUCACGCACACGAAUUCGCUGGGCGUGAACGGGGCUUUGCUCCAGUGCAUUGCCGUCCACCAGAGUUUCCAAUUGGAUCCGAAGGAGAAACUCGACGUGACGAAGUUCGCCGACGAACUUAUCGCGAAGAUGGAGAUCAUCGAGCAGGAUCAAUCCGGUAUCGUUGAUCCGAACGAGCCGACGCCUCCUUACAAGGAACAACUGUUGAAGGUCAAAGAGUUGCUGUCGUGCGACGACCCGAACGAUCCGAUAGUCGAGGAGGAGGUGAUCGGAUCCUUGGGGAAUUCUAUCGCCGCUCUUAAUUCCGUACCAACCGCCAUCUAUUGUUUCCUGAGAGCUCACUCGGAAAUACCCGGGAUCGAAACGGAUAAUGCCUUCAGACGUUCCAUCCAGUUCGCGGUGAACUUGGCAGGUGACUGCGACACUAUUGCCUCGAUGACGGGCGCGAUUAGUGGCGCCUACUUCGGUGAUUCUUGCAUCGGUGAAACUAUGAAGAAACACUGCGAGUAUCACGAGGAAGUUACACAGUUGGCAGACAAAUUGUACGAAGCGUCUCUGAUCAAAUGAAAAGAGAGAAAAAUGAUAUUGAUUGCAAGUAAUUAUAACCACUCGAUCGUCUCAAAUCCUAAAUGUAU